AUGUUCUCCGUCAUCGUACCCGGGAGGCCAUGCCUCACAGACAUCGUCGCGGUGGACGCGCAACCCAACGGCCAGGCGACAAAGUUCGCUUUCACCUUCCCCCUCAACCCACCCUUCACAGAACUCGUCGUGUUUUUCUUACCGGGCACUGUCCUCCCCCAAGACACCGCCGCCGCAAUCUACAUCCAAUUACCCGAACCCACGCCUUCACCCACUGGCCCGCAGUUCCGGUUCAUCGGAGCCUUAGCCAACGAGAAACCCUCCGCAGUUUUCCAGGUCCAAUCAAAUCCCUCGCCAGCACGGCCACGGCGCUCAGAAGCUGAAGAGGAAGAUGAGAUGCUGGACGAGGGCGCCAGCGGUGCUGCAGGCGCAGCCCCCGUAGACGGGAUAGUAACGCUGGGUAUCUCAAUCGAGCCUAUUCAGAAUGUUGCGCCGCAGCUUGCGGAGCUUGAGGCAAAUGCGGGCAAAGCGGGGACGUCGACAGAGCUGGUGCGCCAGACUCCGGAACAGCGCCAGCAGAAGGGUAUCACGACCAAGGUCCUGGCGCAGCGCAUUAUUGGAAAUGCCUUUAACUUUCUGGCGAGCUUUGCAUCGGCUGAUCCGAGUCAUAAGGGUCAGGAGGUUGUGUCACUGAAGAGCUUCCAAGAUUGGUGGGCAAAGUUUGAGCGGCGGGUUGAUAUGGACCCGACAUUUUUGGAACGUGAGGACCCGAAAGCUAGCGGGUGA
Messenger RNA from Aspergillus clavatus NRRL 1, 726 nucleotides. RefSeq names its product OPI10 family protein. NCBI's taxonomy places the organism in Eukaryota, Fungi, Ascomycota, Eurotiomycetes, Eurotiales, Aspergillaceae. Bases 1 to 726 code for a protein of 241 amino acids. Gene Ontology annotation, cellular component: nucleus; cytosol. Gene Ontology annotation, biological process: protein import into nucleus. Gene Ontology annotation, molecular function: nuclear import signal receptor activity. The record is from RefSeq and is a predicted model, not a curated record. The transcript has a single exon.